This is a messenger RNA of Funneliformis mosseae, 651 nucleotides long. Lineage: Eukaryota; Fungi; Glomeromycota; Glomeromycetes; Glomerales; Glomeraceae. The record is from the annotation of a GenBank genome assembly.
AUGUUGUUCCAUGAGUAUGAUUCACCCUUAGCUUAUCUUAUAAAAGAAAAAAUUGGUUUUGGCAAGAUUCGCAAAAACGAAAAAGGCCUUAACGAACAAAGCACUAUAUAUUUUGUGUCUAGAUUGGAUGCUAUGAGGAGAAUAGCGACUUUAAUAAAUGGCAAAUGUCGAACGGAUAAGGUGGAAAUGUUUAAUGAUAUUAUCCUUCCCCGUAUUAAUAAGGAAAGCGAGAUUCCUAUACCAGCCUUAACUAAAGAUGCUAAUUUACAAGAUCUAAAUUAUUGGAUGGCGGGAUUUUGUGAUGCAAACGGUACUUUUAAAAUAAAAAUAAUGAGCGGACCUGAUCCAGAUAUUGAAAUUAAACUCGAAUUUCAAGUUGAACAAGAGGAUGGGGAUGGUUUAACAUCUUUUAAAGAUGCCUUUGGAGGGUUUGUCCGUUACGGGAAUCCUUGUUUUUACAAUUCUGUAGAUUUUGGACCCGCGUAUAAAAUUAUUAAUUAUUUUGACCACUUCCACUUGAAUUCAACCGAACAUGUAAACUACCUAAAAUGGCGUAAGGUUUAUUGUCUGAUGAUGAGCAACGGUCAUCUUAACGGACGCGGGCGUACAAGAAUAGAAAAAUUAUGUAAAAGCUUGACUGCUUAUCCUUAG